AUGCCUCCACGGGUCGAGCCCACACGUAUCACCAAUGGUGAUAUCGAAUCCGUCUACUACGUUCGUUCUAGUGAAGGUCCUAACUCAGUAAGCAUUACACCACAACUGAACGGUUCCAAUUACAUUUCUUGGUCACGCUCUAUGAAAAAAGCUCUUGGAUCUAAGAACAAGCUCGGAUUCAUCAAUGGUUCUAUUCCAGUUCCUAAUUUCAACGACCUCAAUCGCUCAGCAUGGGAAAGGUGCAAUUAUCUUGUUCAUUCAUGGAUUUUGAACUUUGUGAAUCCCGCAAUUGCUCAAACUAUCCUGUUCUUAGAGAAUGCACUUGAUGUUUGGAACUAUCUUAAAGAAUGA
This is a messenger RNA of Vicia villosa (hairy vetch), 351 nucleotides long. RefSeq lists its product as uncharacterized. The record is from RefSeq and is a predicted model, not a curated record. The transcript has a single exon. Lineage: Eukaryota; Viridiplantae; Streptophyta; Magnoliopsida; Fabales; Fabaceae. Bases 1 to 351 code for a protein of 116 amino acids.